AUGUUCGAUCUGUCCGAUGUGCCCUUCUUCGUUUAUGUGCCAUUUCUCGCGCUCGCUUUUUUCGCUUGCAUUGCCAUGAUUACGAGGAUAUGCCUAUCGUGCAGACUGGCUUCUGGGAGCGGCGGCACUGGUGAUUCGAGAAUUUGGUUGUGGUUGGGCGGGAGAAGAUCUCACGCUAUGCCAAGAGCCGCACAAUCAAGUGUAUCGGUUGAUGAACACGAUGGACAAGGGAAUGGAGGACACGUACAAAGGAGAGGAGCGAAUGGGAAUACACCCGAACCACCUGUGAACAAAAUGCGUGUCGACAAUCAUAUCCAUAAGAACAACAUCGUCUUUCACCACGAUAACGCACGUCCGCACGUUGAGCGCCAUGUCGUCGAAUCCAUCGCUAGUAAGGGCUGGGAUCUUCUUCCACACCCGCCAUAUUCUCCUACUGAAGCCCCAACGGACUACCACGUCAAUCGAUCGCUCAAAAAUUGGCAAACAAAUAAGAUCUACAACGAUUUGGAUGACUUGAUAGACGAUGUUAAAGCGUGGAUUGCCUCCAAAGAUCGUUUAUUCUUCGCUCGUGGAAUCGAUCGUCUUCCAAGCAAAUGGCAAUCAGUUAUUGAUGUAGGCGGUGAAUAUGCUCCAGAA
Mesorhabditis belari is the source of this 636-nucleotide messenger RNA. The record is from the annotation of a GenBank genome assembly. NCBI's taxonomy places the organism in Eukaryota, Metazoa, Nematoda, Chromadorea, Rhabditida, Rhabditidae.